Misgurnus anguillicaudatus (oriental weatherfish) is the source of this 782-nucleotide messenger RNA. RefSeq names its product cystatin-A-like. NCBI's taxonomy places the organism in Eukaryota, Metazoa, Chordata, Actinopteri, Cypriniformes, Cobitidae. The record is from RefSeq and is a predicted model, not a curated record. Gene Ontology annotation, molecular function: cysteine-type endopeptidase inhibitor activity. Gene Ontology annotation, cellular component: cytosol.
CUAGCCAUACUCUGUCUGUUAACCUGUUAGCCUGUAAAUACCUUUUUUUGCUAAUAUAAUGGAUUCAUUUCUACUUCGCUUUCUUUAAAGCAGCCCCGUUACAGCUGAAAUGAAACCUGUUCAUCGUUUCGUGUUUUUCUCAAUGAGAAAACCCCCAUGAACCGGUUGGAGAGGAGCCUGUCCCCCUCCACAAUUAAAGUAGACAUCGCUGCGAUAUCUGCUCACCAUACCCCGAUAAACGAUCAUUACAGCAAUGGAAAACAAAAUGGGAGAAUGGAGCCCUGAAAUGCCGGCAACUCAAGAAAUCCAGGAGAUCAGUGAUCAGGUGAAGUCAGAUGCAGAGAAAGCUGUUGAUCAGAACUUUUCAGUUUUUACUGCCAUAAAAUACAGAGUUUUAAGUCUUUUUGGAGGAACACACUACUUAAUCAAGGUAAAUGUAGGAUGUGAUAAAUACAUUCAACUGAAGGUGGUUCGCGUUCUCAUGAGUCAAGGGAUUGAAAAGAUUCAGUUUGAGGGAUACCAGUACCCUAAAACCUUAGAUGACCCUCUAACACCCUUUUAAGUGUCUAUAAACACACAGAUCCCAUGUUUCACAGGUUUCCAGUAUAUUUACAUUAUGGUCUGCUUUUAAACAAUUAGGGGCAUCUUUCAUUUAGAAACAUAGCUGUGGCUUCAGUACUUUUAUGGGGAGAAGUGUGGUAGAGAAUGGAUGGACUGAAAUCUGUAAACAUUUAAAUGCUUCAUCCAUGUUAAAACAUGCAUUAUGUCCUGAAAUAAAGAUU